Molecule: messenger RNA, 1125 nt
Organism: Sporothrix brasiliensis 5110
Lineage: Eukaryota; Fungi; Ascomycota; Sordariomycetes; Ophiostomatales; Ophiostomataceae
Product: vacuolar membrane pq loop repeat protein
Exons: 3
Coding region: 1-1125 (374 amino acids)
Biological process (GO): basic amino acid transmembrane export from vacuole
Cellular component (GO): fungal-type vacuole membrane
Source: RefSeq, a predicted model, not a curated record
AUGGUGGUGUUUCGCGUAUCAGCAGCUGCGACGCUCGCUGCUCGGUCAGUCGCAGUCGCUGCUGCGGCGCUCCAGUCAAAAACCAGUUCUCCUGAACCGACUAUCCGGGAAGCACUCUCUGGCAUAUUUGGCAGCGUCAGCUUAACAGCAUGGAUAUGUCUAUUGCUACCCCAACUGAUCCAGAACUACAAGAGCCAAAGCGCGGAUGGCCUAUCGAUGGCAUUCCUCUUUGUCUGGCUUCUUGGCGAUGUCACCAACUUAUCAGGCGCCCUCUGGACCGGCCUCGCACCAACAGCCGUUGCCCUUGCCUUCUACUUCUGCAUUGCCGACAUCGUCUUGAUCACCCAGUGCCUCUACUACAACACAAAGUCCGCUCGUCGUGAUCGGCUUCUUCGCCAGGGCCGCACACGGCGUCGGAGCUCGUCUACGGCCGUAGCGGGCCAAAGUGGUGACGACAACGUGAGCGAGGAGGUGAUUCCCGAGGAGGGCGAGGAGGGCGAGGACGAUAGUCCGCUUCUGGCCCGCCGCCGUAGCUCCAGCAUCGGCCUGCCUGGCUCACACCGCCGUUACUCGACCCGCCGGUCCGAGUCCAGCCUGGAUCCCCUGCGCCGCAUCAUUACCGGCGAAGAUGAGACCCCCGACAGCAACCCGUGGCUGCAUAACACGUUGAGCCUGGUGGCUGUGUGGAUUGUGGGCGCGCUGGGCUACUUUGUGUCGUACCGCAUGGGCGCAUGGGAUGCAACAGACCCUGUGGGUGGUGGCGGCGGCGAUGCUGCCAACCCGGCGCCGUCCAAGGAAGACGACGUGUACGCCAAGAUCGGCCUGGCGCUUGGCUACUGUAGCGCCGUGUUUUACCUGUGCGCUCGCAUCCCGCAGAUCUUGAAGAACUACCGCGAGAAGUCCUGUGAAGGAAACUUCACCUACGGAGCCAGCUUGGUGGCCUACUCCCAAGACGGCAAGUACCUCCUCAACGCGCUGCCGUGGCUUCUGGGCUCGCUCGGUACCAUUGUCGAGGACCUCAUAAUAUUCUUCCAGUUCCGCCUCUAUUCGCCGAAACGCAACACCAUCAAGCCCGCCGCUGGCUCGUCUGUCAACGGCUCGGCAACAUCUUACGGCACGGUUUAG